AUGCGGCUGCUCCUUGACACGGGCAAGGUUGAUAUUGAAGCCUUUGACUUCGAGUGCCGCACGCCACUGUCUCACGCGGCCGGAGCUGGUAAGACAGAAGCCGUGAUGGUCUUGCUAGCCGCAGGUGGUGUGAAUCCUAAUAGCAUGGAUUGGAACGGUCGAACACCUUUGUCAUGGGCUGCCGAAUUUGGGUAUGCUGAUGUGGUCAAGGUUUUGCUCGCGACAGGCAAAGUAGCUCCCGAUACUUUUGGUGAAAUAGGGAAAACGUUGCUUUUUUGGGCGACUGGAAGCUCACGAUACAUGUCAAACAAGAGCGCAAUCUACAUGAGUCAAGCUGAGAGAGAAAUGGCGUUAGAAGAUAUCCGCAGAGUCUUGAAAGGAGAAGCACCACUCGUCCUGUCCAUCGAAGCCACAAAGAGGAAAAAGGCACCCGAACGUUUAGCCAAAUAUAAUCCAUUGGAGGUUAUGGAGCGUUUGCUGCAACACGCUUAA
Molecule: messenger RNA, 492 nt
Organism: Penicillium subrubescens
Lineage: Eukaryota; Fungi; Ascomycota; Eurotiomycetes; Eurotiales; Aspergillaceae
Product: ankyrin repeat domain-containing protein
Exons: 1
Coding region: 1-492 (163 amino acids)
Cellular component (GO): nucleus; cytoplasm
Molecular function (GO): protein binding
Source: RefSeq, a predicted model, not a curated record